Molecule: messenger RNA, 297 nt
Organism: Puccinia triticina
Lineage: Eukaryota; Fungi; Basidiomycota; Pucciniomycetes; Pucciniales; Pucciniaceae
Exons: 2
Coding region: 1-297 (98 amino acids)
Source: RefSeq, a predicted model, not a curated record
AUGCCUACACUGGGUGCACUCCGCUUGAUGGGCAUUCUUAACAAUCCUCAGAUGCCUGCGUCAAGCGAGCCGGGAAUGAGUCCGAUGCGCGUGUAUUUGAGAAGGGCGGGGCUAAGGCCCACACCAAAACCAAUCUGCUACGCCAACGGAAGGAGAUCCCAAAAUCCGCCUACAUACAUGGAGAACCACGAGCUACACAAUCCCCCCCCCGUUUCUCUGCCCCCCGCACCUUCCCCCACCUUGUUCAACCAAGCUCAGCCCGCGAUCAACUUCACGCAGCUUCAACCAGAAGAUUGA